Molecule: messenger RNA, 1132 nt
Organism: Dendrobium catenatum
Lineage: Eukaryota; Viridiplantae; Streptophyta; Magnoliopsida; Asparagales; Orchidaceae
Product: probable CCR4-associated factor 1 homolog 7
Exons: 1
Coding region: 249-1079 (276 amino acids)
Cellular component (GO): CCR4-NOT complex; CCR4-NOT core complex; P-body
Molecular function (GO): poly(A)-specific ribonuclease activity; nucleic acid binding
Source: RefSeq, a predicted model, not a curated record
UCUCUUUUCCUUUCGCAACCAUUGAAAGUUGAAAGUUGAAACCCUAAAAAUAAAGAAAUCUCUCGUCGUCGCCAGAAAGAAUCCUUACCGAUCCGUCGUCUCCAUCCCUCGAUCCCAUCGUGCAAAGUUCAGAUCCGUUUUUUUGCCUCUUCUUCCUCUUGUUUUCUACGGCGAUUUGACUCCUUCCGCCGGGGGUCAAUUUCUAGGGUUUCGCUUGGAUCUGUGGUUGUAGCGUGCAUGUCUGAGAGAUGUCUAUGACGCCGAAGAAUGAAAAUGUUCAGAUCCGGGAGGUGUGGGAAGAAAACUUGGAGCAGGAAUUUGCACUUAUCAGGGAGGUUGUAGAUUACUUUCCUUUUGUCGCCAUGGACACGGAGUUUCCCGGGAUCGUGUGCCGCAAGGUGGGGAACUUCAAGUCAACUUCCGAUUUCAACUACGCGACGCUUAAGGCUAACGUUGAUAUGCUGAACCUGAUCCAACUGGGCCUCACCUUGUCCGAUGAGCACGGAAACCUCCCGACCUGCAACACUGACAUUGGCUGCGUCUGGCAGUUUAACUUUCGUGAGUUUGACGUCCAGAGCGACGUCUACGCCGCCGACUCCAUCGAGCUCCUUCGCCAGAGCGGGAUUGACUUCAAGAAGAACAGAGAGUGUGGCGUUGACACCCUUCACUUUGCCGAGCUUAUCAUGUCCUCUGGUAUCGUUCUGAACGCGGACAUCCAGUGGAUUACCUUUCACAGUGGCUAUGACUUCGGCUAUCUUCUCAAGUUGCUCACUUGCAAAAAGCUACCUGAUACGCAGACUGGAUUUUUUAACCUCAUCAAGACCUACUUCCCGACACUUUACGACAUUAAGCACCUGAUGAAGUACUGCAACAGCCUCCAUGGUGGGCUCAAUAAGCUUGCAGAGCUGCUCGGCGUGCAGAGGUUUGGGAUCAGUCACCAGGCUGGAUCCGAUAGUCUCCUCACCUCCUGCGCCUUCAGGAAGCUUAGUGAAUCUUAUUUCAAUGGAUCAAUGGAGAGAUAUGCUGGUGUGUUGUAUGGCCUUGGUGUUGAGAGUGGACAGAAUAAUGCUACUCAUUGAGAAAAAAAGUUUAAUAAAAAACUUAAUAAAAAAAUAAGAUUUGAAUUGGAAAA